This is a messenger RNA of Gymnogyps californianus (California condor), 3602 nucleotides long. RefSeq names its product solute carrier family 38 member 6 (gene SLC38A6). Lineage: Eukaryota; Metazoa; Chordata; Aves; Accipitriformes; Cathartidae. Bases 134 to 1342 code for a protein of 402 amino acids. Gene Ontology annotation, molecular function: L-glutamine transmembrane transporter activity. The transcript is spliced from 16 exons. The record is from RefSeq and is a predicted model, not a curated record. Gene Ontology annotation, biological process: amino acid transmembrane transport; L-glutamine transport.
GCAAGAGGAGGAGGAGGAUGAGGAGGAGGCGGCGGACGAGGACGGGGAGUCCGUCCCGCUGCUGCUGCCGCCGCCGUCGGGCAGCAAUCCUCCAAAUCGUGGGUCUUCCUUUGGUUUCUCAGUAUUUAAUUUAAUGAAUGCAAUUAUGGGAAGUGGGAUACUUGGCUUAUCCUAUGCUAUGGCCAACACAGGGAUCAUGGGAUUUAGUAUCUUGCUGCUGAUUGUUGCCAGCCUUGCUUCUUACUCUGUAUUUCUUCUGCUCAGUAUGUGCACUCAGACUGCUGUCACUUCUUAUGAAGACCUUGGCCUGUUUGCAUUUGGAUCAGCGGGAAAGGUCCUUGUUGCAACUACGAUAAUUAUUCAGAAUAUUGGAGCUAUGUCAUCUUAUCUUUUAAUUGUUAAGUCUGAACUUCCUGGUGCUGUUGCGGGGUUCUUAAGUGGAGACGAGAGUGGGUCUUGGUACCUUGAUGGGAGACUGCUGCUACUGAUUACUUCAGUCUGCAUUGUUUUUCCUCUUGCACUUCUUCCUAAAAUUGGCUUUCUUGGCUACACAAGUAGUUUAUCAUUUUUCUUUAUGGUGUACUUUGCUCUUGUGAUUAUGAUAAAAAAAUGGUCGAUCCCUUGUCCUCUACCUCUAAGUAGUGCCAUAGAGACUUUACAGGUUUCAAAUUCUACUGGGGAUUGUAAAGCAAAGCUCUUUCAUCUUUCAAAAGAGAGUGCUUAUGCAAUACCAACUAUGGCCUUUUCUUUUCUCUGCCAUACCUCAGUCUUACCCAUCUAUUGUGAGCUCCAAAGUCCAUCCAAAAGUAGAAUGCAGAAUGUGACUGUCACAGGAAUUGGUCUGAGUUUCCUAAUUUACUUUAUGUCUGCUCUGUUUGGGUACCUGACAUUUUAUGACAAAGUGGACUCUGAAUUGCUGCAAGGUUACAGCAGGUACCUGCCACAUGAUACUGUCAUCAUGACUGUUAAAGUAGCCAUACUGUUUGCUGUGCUUUUGACAGUCCCUCUAAUCCAUUUCCCAGCAAGGAAAGCUGUAUUGAUGGUAUUUUUCUCUCAUCUUCCUGUGUCGUGGAUUUGCCAUAUCCUUGUCACUUUAACACUGAAUACAAUUGUUGUUUUGUUUGCAAUGUACGUGCCAGACAUUAAAAAUGUAUUUGGAGUAGUUGGUUCAACGACAUCAACAUGUUUGCUUUUUGUAUAUCCUGGACUAUUUUAUCUUAAACUUAGCAGAGAGGACUUCUUAUCACCACAGAAACUUGGGGCAUGUGCAUUGGUUAUUUUUGGCAUUUGUGUUGGCCUUCUCAGUUUAGUCCUAAUAAUUUUCAACUGGAUUGAUCAAUAACAGCCUAUUGUCACUGUCUGAACUGAGCUUCAGAAGGACAGCAAGAACCAGAGAUGUGUCAGAAGUACUGAAAUGAAUGCUGGACAUCCCAAAGAAACCACUGACCAAAGCUGUCUGUGGAAGAAAUAAUGCUCUUUUUCACUGCAUUAGUGAUGUUCCUUCUUUAAUCCUGCGUGACUCUCCUCAGUUAUUGGACAAUUAGUCUUUGCCAUUCUAAAAUAUUAUUUUUUAAUGAUGUAAUCAUGACAGGUAAAAAGGUCUCUUGAGAAUUUCUGCAAUGCAAAAAUGGUUUAAUGCACAUGGUGAACAAAAGCAGAACCUUGAAAUAACUUCUCUUUCAAAGACAAUGAGAUGGAUAGAUACUACAUCAAUCAUGAUGUGCAUAUUGUGAUGUGUGCAUUUAGGAUAAUGCACACAUUAUCCUAAACCAUGAAAGACUUCUGUUGCUUGAAUAAUUUCCAAAAUUUCAGCCAGUUCAUAUUAAGAACUUCCUGAUUCCAAAUGUUUACCCUAAUUUAUCCUAACAUGGAUCCAGAAACCAACUGCCUUAGCCCAGUUUAAUGGGCACAUCGUGAUAAUAUUUGUUAAUUGUUUUUUUAAAUACAGUUUUUAUACCUCAGUGUACUUGAAUCAUACUUAAGUAAUUUUUAAAUUAGAAGGCUUUGCCCAUCUAGCAUAGUGGCUUUUAGUAGCAUUAGGAAGUAUUUCCAUUUUGCAGUUAAUAAUAGGCAUUUUUCAAUUAAUAUCUGCUUUUGCAUAUUAUUCAAUGUACCUCGGUAUUCCUCCCAGUGAAAGACUUUUUUCUGUUUCUCUCUUAUUCCCAUUUUUACAAGUGUUUCAUAUUUGAAAUACAGUGUUUCUGUAUUUUAUGUACUGUUAUGUGUCGGAGAAGGUUUGGGCUUGAAAGGUGAAAUUCUGCCUCUGUUAAAGACAAAGGAAAUUUUACGUUCAUGGAACCCUAAUUUUACCUCGGAUCUCUAUAAACUUCCAUGUACCCUUUUAUAAUUCUUUUUUUUUUUUUUUCCCCUAAAUGAAAUGUGAAUGCAAUUUUCAACACCAACUGGGCUCUCUUAAAUAUGGUAUUGAGUGCCCACCACAAAAGUUCCUCAUAUUAGUAGAAUGAAAGCAGUGGCUGAUGCCAUGGUAAGGUUUUUAAAAUUUGUUUCUAUCAGAUGGGAUCUGAUGUCUUUAAAAUAGCCUAAUCUCUUCAGAGACUUGAUGCCGUAAGGAAGCUAAGCCUCCACAGAAAUGGCUUGUGUAAAGUUAAGAAAUUAGACCUCAGCCUCAAAUGGCAAGAGAGUGGGAAAGUUGUUCUUCAUUUCCAGAUGCAAUAUUUCUUUUAAUUUAGCUUAGCACUUUUACAUCUGAGAAGUGGUAUAAGACACAAGUGAAUCAUAGCGAAGUAAAACAUUUAUGUAAUAUGAAAGCAGCUAGUAAGUGACAUUUAAAUAAACUUUUCUGUCCAUAAGGUGCACAGUUAGCAAAUUAGUUGACUAUUGCUAGAAAGUCCUGCUGAGACAAUUCUGUUAAUACGCUGACUUGUUUUAUCAGUUGAGAUCGGGGAGAUGCCCCAGAGCCUGGCAUUUCUAACUUCUUAGCAGUGAGUCUGUGCUAUUAACCUUUUUAAUUAUGUCACAUUGGAUUUGGAAAACACUGAUUGGUGUGCCAACUUUAACAUAAUCCUGAUUGAAUGUGCUUGAUCCUCACCUGUUUAAUAGGGAGGAACAGCAAAUAGCAGAGUUGGAAUCACCGUCUCUAUUCCUGAGCUGACAAACUAGGAUUUCUCAUGCCAACAGAUCACUCAGCUCUCUCAGGAUCUAUAAGAUACUUUUCAUUUUUGAUAGAUGUCCUGAAGGCAGCCAGGUGGUGCAGCUUGGUACUGCUUCAGGAAUCCUUUUUGCCUGGGGAAUAUUCUCCUACUUACGAGUUUAAGAGAAAUAGACAUGUGUUGUGAGGCCUGGGAACUAACUCAGAAGUUUUGGUAGGAUCCCAAAGGAAAGGGUUCCUGGAAAAGACUGCAGUUAUUCUUAUAAUAAAGUUUCUAGUAGAGGUUUCACGACACAAGGUGAGCCAUCUAAUAGCUUGUCAGUACCAGAAACAGCAUGUCCACUCUUGGCCAGAAGUUCACAACCACUUCUGUGGCACUGGCAGUGGCUGCUGGUCAGCAUGUUUAACUAGCAGAAAACCAAUGUGACCAUGAGAUGUGACAUGUUAUCUGCCAAAAAAAUGAACUGAUUGAGCUCACUUAGGGGACAAGAAA